GACGAGGACCAGGUGAUGGGGCGACAAGAACACGAUCAGCAUCCGCGUAUACAGAGAUGCUCCGGCAUAGCAAAACUCGAUAGGGUAUUUAUGUACCAAUGUAACAAUCUAAAGGGUCAACAAAUAUGAAAUGUUGUAGACCUACGCACACAGUUUAAUAUCUAAAAAAGCUGAUCUUAACUGAAGCUAUAGUCUAGUGUUCAGUACAACAUAUAUUAGUGGGUUUACUGAUUUGGCACGAGGCGCGCGCCGGUAGCUCCAGGCCAUGGGCACUGGCUCCUCCAAGCUGCGCGGCGGCAGCAAGCAGGCGGUGCCCGACCGCAUGUGGGACGCGCACAAGGGUGGCGUCUGCUGCGCCAGCGUGAGCGGCGACGGCGAGCUGUUGCUCACGGGCGGCGAGGACGCGCGCGCCGCACUGUGGAGCACGCGCACCUUCGCUGCGCUCGCCGCGCUCGAGGGCCACGAGUCGUACGUGACGGACUGCGCGUUCGCGCUCGACAGCUCCCGCGCCUUCACGUGCAGCGCCGAUUUCGCCGUGCGCGUGUGGCAGAUCGAUGGUGGUGGCGGAGCGCUGAGCGUUAGCUGCGCGCACGUCCUGCACGGCCACACGGCCCGCGUGAACCGUUUGCUGGUGCACGGGGACCACUCGGUCUACAGCACGUCUGCCGACCGCACGGUGCGCCGCUGGAACGCGGCGGACGGAAGCUGUCUCGCCGUCUGCGAGGGUCACACGGACAACGUGCUGCCCCUGGCGCUUUACCUGGCGGAGGACGACCCGGAUAACGCCGACGAGGUGCCCGGGCAGGUGGUGCUGGCGGCUGGCGGCAUGGACGGCACGGUGCGGCUGUGGGACGAGACUGGCACGGCGCUGCACUGCCUCGAGGGACACACGGGUCCUGUUCUGUGCCUCGCUGUGCUGCAAACGCGAGCCGCCCUCUUCUCGGGCAGUGCGGAUGGCACGGUGCGCCGCUGGGACGUGCUCAAGGGGGAGGCCGUGUCAGUGUUCGCUGAAAACCUGGGCAGCGUCAUUUGCAUGCAGGUGGCAGGGCGUUACCUGUACGCAGGUGGCAAGGAUGGCAUUGCGCGGCGCUGGGAAACGCGAUCGCAGAUCUGCGCACGCAGCUAUCAGCCGCAUACGCGCGCCGUGAGUGCGCUCGAGGUUCAUCGCAAUGUCCUGUUCACAGGGAGUGGAGAUGGGAGCGCCUGCUCCUACAACGCUCAAACAGGGGAGGUAAUGAGGACCUUCAAGGGGCAUAACUACAUUAUCAACUGCAUGAAGGUAGCAGGGGAUACACUCUUCACAGGAUCGCAAGAUGGAAGCAUCCGGGCAUGGAGUCUGCAACGGGUUUUUGCAGAUGCACAGGACAAGCAAGCUGAACAAAAUAACGACGUGGCAGAUCAGUCGGAGAAUAAACCAGAUGAAGGAAAGGUUGUGGAUGAGGUGAACGAGUUAAAGGAAGAUGGAGAGAAUGCAGAAAACGUGUCAGACGACGUGGCAGAUAAGUCGGUUCGUACAUCGGAAGAAAAUGGUGCACAUGAGGUGAAUGAGUCAAAGGAAGACAGCACCAAUAAUUAAUCAGACAGACGAAAGCAAGGAAGGAUAAGACUAAUUCAGGAGCAGGCCUCAAGACGAGGUGCAGGCAGUCAUAUGGUGAAGCUCAUACUCUUAUAUAAGUGCACAACUUUAUCUAUCUGUGAUGAACGCUGCACUUUCCGUCGUUUUCAUGCAGGGGACGCUGCAAACCUACGCACCCCCUGUAUGAACGACGGAGGCACAGGGACAGACGUUCGAUUACGUUGGGAUCGAUCUGCAGACGGCGGUCUUCUCGCACGGCCAGCAGCUCUAUGUCGCCUUAUCUCGAUCCCAAAUAGGUGAAACUCGGCAUUGAACCGAAUCCCCAGCAAGGCCAUCUACUUAACGACGAGAAAAAAUUCACACGAAAUGUCGUUUUCAUUGAAGUCUUCCAGAUGUAAAAUGAUAUAAGCUUUUAAUGAAGAAAUACAAUUAUCUAAUUCAAAACAUAAUACAAUUCAAAGAUGUUUCAUUUUAAAACUCCAAAAAAGAGCAUCGGGUGCUUGCGUGAAUGCGUCGUUCGUGUGCAAUUUUUUCGUGACUUUCCUGGCCGAAGGCCGUAAAUGGUUAGUUGGCGCUAUAGGCGCCCCCGAACAACCCCUAGUUGAAAAAUACUUGCAAACGUCGAUUUUGCGUGCGUAUAUAGCACCAGUAUCGUCCAACUAGAUAAAAAAAAUGGCAAGCAAAUUUCAAGGAAUACUUGAAUUUGUCUGAUUUUCCUGUCCAUCUUAUUUGAUAUAGAUUUAUAUAAUGCCUUAUGCCAAGGUGCGUUACAGCAAUUAUACAAUUGUACAUAAGAAUGUUUUUACCUACGUGACUUUACCGAAAAAACCUAAGAAUAUGAAUCAUUUCAUUCACGAAAGCUUCAAAUCUAGAAAAAAAAGAUGGUAGUAGUUGAGAUAUAGAGUGGGAUUAUUAAAAGUGGUGGUGUAGUUAUGGUGAACAACAUGACAGGUGGGAUUGGUUAAGGAGGGGUAAUGAUAGGGUUAGGGGUCGUGGUAGU
This is a messenger RNA of Lethenteron reissneri (Far Eastern brook lamprey), 2576 nucleotides long. RefSeq names its product WD repeat-containing protein 86-like. Gene Ontology annotation, cellular component: U4/U6 x U5 tri-snRNP complex. The record is from RefSeq and is a predicted model, not a curated record. Gene Ontology annotation, molecular function: protein binding; U4 snRNA binding; U6 snRNA binding. Gene Ontology annotation, biological process: mRNA splicing, via spliceosome. NCBI's taxonomy places the organism in Eukaryota, Metazoa, Chordata, Hyperoartia, Petromyzontiformes, Petromyzontidae.